This is a messenger RNA of Candidula unifasciata, 487 nucleotides long. The record is from the annotation of a GenBank genome assembly. Lineage: Eukaryota; Metazoa; Mollusca; Gastropoda; Stylommatophora; Geomitridae.
AUGAAUACAAGUGAGGAUGUCAUUUUAGUAGACUCUGAUGUAGAAUUUCAAGAAAGUCAGCCUGCCCAAAAACGUGGCGGCAGAACUGCAAGACGAUGUGUCGGAAAACAGAAACCACAAGCAAAACAAAACAGAAAGUCUUCCAGACAAGGGAAAAAGUCAGUUAUUAUAAUUGAUGAAGAUGACAGCUUGGUUAUUUCCAAAGAUUCUAUUUGCUCUGUUUCUGUCGAUAAUGCAAAAGCAGGGAGUCCUGCGGACAGUCAUUCCAAUGAGUUGCAUUCUCCACAAUACACCGAUGUUAGCACAGUCACUGAGAACUCUCUAACGGCAGUGUCGCUGCCUCGUAGAACAGCCAGGCGUGGGCUAGCCAAACAUAAACAUGAAAUAGCGGCAAGUGACAACACAUUACCACAGAGGGCUGCAGUUUACUCCCAGGCUGUGGCUGGGUUCAAGACUUUAUUGUACGGACCUGAUUCUGCAGUUGUUG